Messenger RNA from Bursaphelenchus okinawaensis, 5840 nucleotides. The record is from the annotation of a GenBank genome assembly. Lineage: Eukaryota; Metazoa; Nematoda; Chromadorea; Rhabditida; Aphelenchoididae.
AUGUGGCGUUCCUUCGCUUGCGAGCAACAAUUUUUGUCCGAAUACUUUCGGUAAGUUGUGGUAUGUUUUUGAGCUCAAAUUUUUUAUUUUGAAGUAUUUUUUGAUAUUUUAUGUUGAUCACCUUUGUACUGGUCUUAAACAUCAUUGACGUACAGUGAAACCUCUUUAGUAUGACCCCUAAAAUAGAAUAGUAUGACAUCCUCUUUAUAAUGACAGCUUUGUGACUACUUUUGUAAUAAAACCCAAGAAAUUACCUGGAUAGUGUGACAUGUUUUAUAGUCAUUCUACACCUUAUGGCAUUUUUAGGUUAUAAUGGCACUUUUAGUUUCUUGGGUGUCAUAACAAACAGGUUUGACUAUAUGACUUUUAGCGUUAGAAAAACCAAAGAGAACGUUUUAUUAAUAGCAAGAGUUAAAAAAAAACUACAAUAAUGUAAAACGCCUUGAUAAUAUUUAAACAAAUCAAAAUUUUUUUUUUACUUUUUAAUGUAAUAAUAUGUGUACAUUUAAGUAUUUAUAAAUUUAAUGUUUGAGUUUUUGACCUUCAAUAUUUGAGUUUUAUAAAGUUUUUCGUUUGACUAUGCAGCGGAAUUUCUUUAUAACGAAGCGCUCGGGCCUUGGAACGUUAUUUUUUAUGAAGCAGUUUUGUUACGAGUAUUUACUAUAUGUUUUUUUGUUUGGUUUCACUUUUGUAUUUUACUAAAACAUUAAAUUUUUUCACUUUAAAGUAUUUAGGACAGCGUUUUUAUAAUCUUGAAACUCAAACUCAUUUUUCAAACAUUUUUCAGUCGGAAUUAACCUUACUUUUAUCACUAAAAAGCUUUCGAUUAGGCAUAGUCCUGUUGAUCUCUCCCUUAUAAAAGAUAGACGACAUUCAACUUCAUUUCUGAAUGUCGUGUUUCCUCGAAUAAGAACCUUAUUUUCCGGCAAUUAAUACCUGAAAGGUAAUCACGCACCCAACGUAUGUCUUUCUUGAGUCUCUCGAGGUAAGUAUGAACAUGUACAAGAAUGUAAAGGUUGUCCGGGUUACCGACUUAUAUUAACCAUAAAAAUUAAGGGUUUCGGCGAAUAAAUGAUUUCAAAAACUUGUUGUUGGAAGUGCUUUGUAAUUAGGCGUGUUUGUUUGUUUUGGUUAUUGUGAGGGUGGUGUGUUGGGAAAUAAUAGGUUAAGGGGGUGGGAGGGGGGGGUCUUGGAAACGAAAAGAUAAGACGAUCUGUGGACAUUGAGUUGUUGAGGUAAAGUAUAACGUUUAUAUCUUUUGAUUUUUGAUAGUACUGAUGUCAUAACUUUUUUAAAUUCAAAGAACACAAAAUGCCAGAAAACCUGCAAAAAGCUUUUAACAGCUUUUAAAAAAUUACGAACUAACAACCACAUUUUAAACUCGGCAACUUAACAACAUUGCUUUUGUAUAAUUUUAAAAGUUACCGCAACUUAGAAUUUUGCAUAAGAUCUUACAUUUACAUGCUCUUUCAAUAAAAAAAAUUUUGAACAAAAUCUGAUUGUUGCAGGUCGAGUACCUUCCUUGUUAUUAGUGGUAUACAGUAUUCAAAAGUCACUCGUUAUACAAAAAUUUAUACAUAACUUUACUUAGAAAACAUACCUUCAAACAGAUUUAUUCUUAUACCCUAACAUAUUCACGUUUUACAUGUUCACGUAGACUGAUGUAGUUUAUGAACAAAAAAUGUACUUUUUAUUACUAGAAUAAAUUAGUUUGUUUCCCAACGAACGUAUUGUCUGUUUUAUGAAGGCUAACAUACGUGAGUUUAUAUGAGGACUAUGGUGCUGCUUUUUUUAGCAGAACUAACAAGUAAGCAUAAAAUAGCUAUAUAUCAGGAUGUUCAUUUAAUGCUGUGCCCCAAUCCAAAGCGAAUUUUUAUGGUUAGAGGGCACAGAAUUAUUUAGACAGCCUAAUAUUAUACUUUAUAUUUGCAUAAGUUUUUUAUAUAAGGUUUCGCAGUUUAAAAAGUUACGUCUAAAAGACGUAAUGUCAUUUUUUAAAAAGAGUUCUCUAGUUUUUUUGUAUUUUUGAAGUUUGACCGCUGUGGCAUGAAUAUGGUCUUAAUUUGUCAUCAGACUGUCAGUUCAUUACCGGCGUCUUGAAUGUGGUAAUGAAGCAUUUAACAAAAUUACGUGCGAUUUGAAUGCUAUUCAGCUUUGCAAUAAGUCUAUUUGUCAUCAAGAUAUAUAAGACAUAGAUAGUAGGAAGUAAUAUCUUCAGACCUUGUUUUACGAUAUACAUCUGCCUUUUACUUUAGAGAUUAUUGUAAGGUAUACCUCCGUCUUUUACUUUAGAUCUUGCUGUAGGGUAUACCUCUGCUUUUAACGCUGUUAAGUUGUUUCAUCUUCAAUAUAUAAAUAACCUUACAUUAUGCCUGUUUCAGAAGUCGUUCAGCAGAACAAAAGCUAGCUGAAGCCGAGUUUUCAAAGCCUGAAAAGGGAGAAUUAGAGGAACCAAUACCAGAAGUGCUUGAAUCUUCUAAAGAAGAGGAAGAUACUGUAGAUACAGUAAAGACCCCAGAGACCGACACUUUGGAAGAGGAAAGUCUAGAGAAGCUAGACCUCGAAGAGCCUUCUGAACAGCCAGAAGAAGUCAAACCAACCGAAAAACCAAAACCAAAAGUUGAUAUUACUAAACAACACAUCAUGGUAAGUAGUUUGGCUAUGUUUACAAGAAGCAUUUAUUAUAUUACUCUGCAAAAAUCGAAGAAAAAUAAACAGGGUAAACAUAAAGUUAGAGUACCUUCUGGGAUACAGAAAACUUUACUGUUAAAAACAAAAAAUAUUACCCAUAGAGUGCUAUAAAAUUGUAGAUGACCUAUCAAUUAACGCUUAAUCCGUCUGAAAAGUAACAUUACAAUUAACUGACUAAUGAAACUACAAUAUCCUUUUCGCUGUCAUUAAUAAAAACUAUCAAAGUUAUGUUGUUAUUCCUUUAAAAUCCAAAUAUUUGGCCAAAUUUUAAAUGUGCUGAUGCCUAAAAAGACCCUACAAUGCUAUUACAUUGUAAAAAAGACCAUUUUCCCCGAGGUAAUUCAAAUGUAUUUUAUAAAUUAUGCCUUUAAGCGAUUAUCGGAUUACUCGGUAAUUUUAUUCGACUACUUACCGAGUAUUAAUACUUGCAGUCAAUAAAUUUUUGACUUUACUUUUAUUUUCCGACAAUUUUUAUGGACCGAAUUCGUGAUAUCAUAUGAGGUAUUUGGUAGAUUUACAUAAGGAAGUAAAGCUUUUAGAAAAAUAUAAGGGUAGACAGAGAUCAAUAAUAGUUUAAGAAUGGAUAACAUGGGCUUUAGAUCCUUUAUUUUAGAUUUGUUUAAAAGUAGAGGCUUGAAAAAACAUCUUAAACGCUAAUUUCUAUCUUUUACCAAUGUUAUUUCACCUUUUACGUUGUCAUAACGUGCCAAAACUAAUUUCAAAACCCCUCAAAUUGCCUCCAAGAGCCGCCAAACAGUCCAAACCCUUUUGAAACACCUAUUCGUACUAACAACAUUACCCUCCAAUUAGGUUCUGUAGCAGUAACUUUGGUAAUCGACUACUUUCUCUCAAGUAUAAUUUACUCUUGCUGAUGUCAUGGGUAAUAUUCUGUGAAAACAAGCACGUAGUUUAUUCUUUCGUCUCUUCCUUCCCCUACCGCAAGUUACCUUUAUGUACAAGUCUAUGAAUGUGGAUUCGACGGUGCUCCGGCUGAUUCGGGUAUGAUGUUCUGUUAGCUUUCGUUAUUGUUGGGUUAAAAUAAGGUACUGUUAAAAGUGGUGCCUUAUCAAACAGUAUCUAAGCCUUGUCUACCAGUAACUGAGCUGUGUCUAAUAGGAUCUACAAUUUGUAUAUAUCUAAAAGCCAAAACUUCACGAAAAUCAGUCUCCAACUGCCUUUUUUGCCAUUUUUUCUAAAAUACAUAUACACCUACACCCCGUAUGUUCCAGUACCCGGCUCUGUUUGUUUUCCUGCAGAAUUUGAAUUUAAUAAUCUGACGUUUAAUUAAUUCGAACACCUGCUUCGAUACAUAAAGUACUGAGUAUCCUGCGGGCACGGCCAAAUGCCGCAGCGUUCUUUGACUUUUUGUUUUGUAAAUUGUAUUUUUAUGUAUUUUAAAGCUUUCUCGCCAUGUCCAGACUUUUUGUGCGUUUUUAUAAAAAAGUAGGUUGUAGCUGUCAAAGUAUAUUGUUAACGAAGGAUAUCGUACUGUUUAGAUAUUAUAGUGCAAGUGUAAAGCAUUUCUAAAGUGGUGGUGUUCUGAGAAAAUGUAGCCAGAAUUUGUUUUAAAUGGAUAAAAGAGAAUUUGUUUUAAAUAGAUAAAAUUAAAAGUGUUACCUAAAAAAACAACUGUUGGUAUUUUUAUAAUGUUACCUAAAAAGUUAAAAAAUUAUAAAACUUUUGUUUAUAAGGUCUACUUUUCAUCGUCAUGUGUCUUUACCUAACUACAAUAUCUCGAGAGACAAUAAUAACAUAGAUCUUCUUUUUUCAUAAUUGUAAAGAAUUUACAUUCAAUCACUAUGUAUGUAAAAUUAAAGAAAGUUCUGUAUUCUAACAUAUUUUUAUAAUUUUUAAAAUUACAAGACACCAUUUACCUCAAACUGUAUCCAGUAAUUACGUCUUACCUCACCUAAUGACAUGUUUUCAGACUUCCGCCUCGAUGUUUGAUAAAACUGCCCAUUCGGACCGACCUGCGCCCGAGAUGCCGGCCAUUGUGGGCAUCGAAUACCCCCGGGCGGCGUCCUGGUCCAGUAGCACCGUCGAAGAGAUCCUCCGCGAUUCCAUCGGUCGACAAGUCUUCAGAUGCUUCUUGUUUCAGUCGUUGGCCGAAGAGAACCUGUUGUUCGUGGAGGCGAUAGAGAAGUUAGAAAAGGACAAAGAUGGCAAACAUAUUAGAGAUGGCGUCAAAGGUCUGCUGGACGACUACGGAUCGUACAUCAACUUGAGCAGCAAGUCCAUGGCUGUAAGAGAUCGAUAUUAACAUAGAAAACUUAUUUUUGCGAAGAAAAACUACAAUACUUUGUUGAUAACCAAAUAUUUUCACAAACCCAUCAUGGAUAAUAUAAGAAAACCACUUUCAGAUGCUAAAAGAAGCGGCAGCAACAGACAACCCAGAUCCUAAGGCGUUAGAAGUAGCUCAUAAAGAGAUUUCCAAAUUAUUAGAAAACGACCAAUUCCCCAGAUUCAGAAGAUCAGCCAUUUACAUUGAAUUCCUAGAGCAAUUGUUACCUAGAAGCUACGCGGAAAGGUGGAGUCAGAGUUUCGAGGCUCUGUUGGGCAAUCAGGUCAGUUAAUAUAGAAUUAUACAUAUAGUCAUUACCAUCUUUUUGGUUCUGGAAACAAAAUUUUGUCCAAUUUCACAAUAUCAUCAAUAAAGUAUAGCUUUCGUCGUAUAAGAUGUCGUUGAAAUAAAAAUUUCUAAAAUAAUGCCAAAAAACGAAAAAUUAAAUUUUUCUUUGAAAUUUGUCAAAAUUAUGUUUGAAACUACAUUAUUUUAUAAAAUAUACUUAUGCCACUUUCAGGUAGGACGACAUCACUUCCGGCAAUACCUCUUCUCGGUGCACGCUGAAGAGAAUCUUCGAUUCUGGGAGGCUGUGGUCGAGUUUCGUGGACUGAAAGACAAAUCUCCAGCGAUGCAGAACAUGGGGAAGACAAUAUACAAUCAGUACCUUAAGGAAGGAGCUCACAACGAAAUAUUCUUGCCAUUUGGAGUCAGACAGGGCGUGGAGAAGUUGUUGAAGGAAGAGGUUGAUCAACAUCUGUUUGAUAACGCCAUCAAACAUGUGGAACAACUGCUGAAAAACGACCCUUAUGUAAGGUUUUUACAGUCUAAAGAGUACAACGAUCUUUUGGCCAAAUUAAAGAAUUAG